CUGAAUCAUUUUCAGUCAACUAAACAAUUAUUAUAACAGUUCUUCAUAUGGUCAUUUGUUUAAUCUAUUUUGAUUUAUCCCAGCAGUGACAUUGUUUUUCUUUAAAAAGUCGGUUUAUUACUACGAAAAAAUUAAUGAUAACUAAAAUGCGACAAUCAAAUCGAAAAUAAUCACAAUCCUACAAUGGAUGAUGCACAUGUCAGUACAUCAGAUGAUUCUGAAAUUACUUUGGACAAUGCAAAACAACCCAACUGGUUGAUAAGAAAUGAAAAUAAGAAUAAUAAUACAAGUGUAAUACAAUUAUCAGAAAGACAAAAUCAUAUACGUAAACGCUUACCUGGUGAAAAUUAUACAAACUUACAAACUAAUACACCAUUACUGUAUAAUAAUAAUUCAUCGAAUGCCUAUGCUUAUCAUAAAGACGAAAAUAAUGUAGACAAAAGAGUGCAACAAAAGUUGAAUCCACUCAGCACCACGCUGUUACCAUCAUCCACAUCCACGUCGCCAUCACCAUCACCAAUGGAUACAACCGCCAUUCUGCAUAAAUCAAAAUGGAAAAGUACCUCAUUCUAUUUUAAUCCCUCUGGACGGAUUGUUUAUUCAUGGUGUGGUGUUAUCAGUGUGGUGUUCAUGUAUCAUUUAUGGGUUAUUAUGUAUAGAUUUGCAUUCAAUGAAAUCAAUCAACAAACUGUUAUCUUUUGGUUCACACUGGAUUAUUUUGCUGACCUAUUGUAUCUUAUUGAUAUGACUAUAUCACUAAGAACUGGUUUCUUAGAAGAUGGUGUUAUGCAAUUCGAUGGUGUGAAAAUGCGUUCCCAUUACUUGAAUUCAUCACGUUUCUAUAUUGACUGUCUUAGUUUACUACCGUUGGAUUUCUUAUAUUUAUCUAUCGGAUUCAAAUCUAUCCUAAGGAUAUUUCGAUUGUGUAAGGUGUAUAAAUUUUGGCAGUUUAUGGAUAGAGCUGAACGACACGCAAAUUAUCCUAAUCUAAUGCGAUCAACUAAACUCCUUUUGUAUUAUUUAACUUUUUUACAUUGGAAUGCAUGUAUUUUCCAGUUGUUCAACUCGACCGCUGAAAGUGUUUUCAUGCUGACUGUUGCACCGAAUUCACCGAAUUCAGGUGGAACGACAACAGCGUCAACAAGUACACAAACUACAAGUUUAGGUACAGGAAGUCAUAUUUCACAUAAUACUACUACUAGUAGUACAAAUAAUCGUAACAGUAAUAGUAAUCAUAGUACUGUCCAUAAUAAUCAUGGAAAUCUUACCGACAGUGGCAUGAACAAUAGCACUUCAUUACUACGCACAGGAGAUCAUUCUAUGAAUAGUGUAAAUAAUGCAGGAGGAUUUCUGAUAACAACAGGAUCUCCCACUGGUGCAUCUGCAACACUAGGAUAUGUUAACAGUAACAUGAUACCUCUUACUUCAACUACACUGCAAGGAACACAUUUAUUCCGUGAAAUACAAUCAUCUACAGAUAAUCAUGGAGAAUAUGAAUAUUUACAUGCAUUUUAUUGGAGUAUGUUAAGUUUAUUCCCUGUUGGUGGAUUUCCUACGCCUAACUGUCCUGUAGCCUACUUUUAUUUAAUAUGUGAAGGUGUAAUUGGCAUGUUUUUAAUGGCUACUGUACUUGGACAUGUAAGCAAUAUUGUAACAAAUGUUAGUACUGCACAAAAAGAAUUUCAAGCUCGACUUGACAGUGUUAAAAAUUAUAUGACAUUAAGAAGAGUUCCAGCUGCUCUACAAGAACGUGUUAUCAACUGGUUUGAUUUUUUAUGGUAUACAAAUAAAAUUACUGAUGAAGACAAAGUUCUACAAAACUUGCCGUAUAAAUUAAAAGCAGAAAUAGCUAUCCAUGUACAUUUGAAUACAUUAAAACAAGUGGAAAUAUUUCAAGAUACAGAAGAAGGCUUUUUAUCGGAAUUAGUAUUAAAACUACGAGUUGUAUUAUUUGCUCCAGGAGAUUAUGUAUGUCGUAAAGGUGAAAUCGGUAAACAGAUGUAUAUUGUUAAUCGUGGUAAAUUACACGUCCUAGGAGAUGAUGGACAAACAGUCUUAGCUACGCUACAUGCUGGAAGUUAUUUCGGGGAACUGUCUAUCCUAAAUUUAGGCAAUAAUGGUAAUCGACGUACAGCAUCAGUACGUUCUCUUGGAUAUUCUGAUUUAUUCUGUCUAUCUAAAUCUGAUCUUUGGGAAGUUCUCAAGGAAUAUCCAAAUGCUAGAAGUAAACUUGAAGCUGAUGCAUAUAAAAAAAUGAAUCAAUAUCAAAAUAUUCCACAACAAAAUACCAGAGAUUUUCCAACUAAAUCUCUCCCAUAUGAAAGAAAAAACUUGAAUAUAUCAAGUACAUUGAACUAUCCUAGUUGUACUUCUGUGACUUUUGAAAACAUCCUUACAAAUACUGCUCAUCCAACAGGCAAUCAAAUUAACCAGUCUCAUUUGUACAUGAAUUCAAAUCACGAUUGUUUACUGCGUGUUUCUAAUAGCGAUGGAUCAGAUGGUUAUGGAAGUGAUCCAAGCCGUUGUUCAGCUUUUCUGUCUACACCACAAAGAUCCCCUACUCCACCAGCUAUUUUAUGUACGAAUAAUAAUCCUGAUAACAGCAAUAUUAUAACAUCAAAUCAUUCAACAUGUCCGCUGUCUAAUUUUACAGUCCCUAAUAAUAUAAUCAAUCACAAUCAAUCUGCAUAUUUUGAUAUUCAUGAAAAUCGAUCUAGUUCACCGACUAUAGCAGUGAGUAGUGUACCAGGAAAUAGUAUUCCAUGUCAUUCGAAUGAAAAUCAACAAGUUCUCAAUACUUCAGCAUCUGAAUCCCAUCAGUAUUCAUGGUUGAAAUCCUGUCCGCCUAAUUCAGUUCCUCUCGGCAAACAACGUAAUCUGUCAAUGCCCACAGAUUUAUUCCAUGUGGCUAAAAAUACUUCCCGCUCAAACAGCAACCAACUUAGAGGGCCUCCUAAUAUGAAAUCUCCACAGAAUCCAUCACAUAACUUUUAUUCUAAUCAGUCGAAAGGAGUGGAAAAUGACAAUCUAUAUCAUAAAUAUUAUAAUUCCAAUUAUCCAAUGAAGGAAGAACAUCCAAGCGUUGUCAACACAAAUCAUUUAAACUAUGAUAAUACAAUGAAUGGACAAAGAGUUAUCCCAGUUAUAUGCUUUGAAAAAGCCUCUACACCAUCUGUAUCAGAAGCAACAGUCUCAGAAGAUGAACAAGAAUUUCCAACUGUUUAUGAACAACACAACAGACAGCUGACAUCACCAAAUCUAAUUAAAUUUCCAACAUCCUCAUCAACCUCUACAUCUUCACCAAUGUCAUUGACAACGCUAGAAAAAAAUUGUAUUCACUUGAAACUUCCAAAGCAUAAAACUUCUAAUUGGAUAGCUAAAAGACCACCAUGGCCUUACAAUAAAGCUUGUUCAUCGUAUCAUUAUAAAUCGCAUGGAUUAUUUAAAACAGGACAUCAUUCUUAUACUCCGCCUGUAGAUAAUACAACGUCUACAUUUAUAUGUCAGUGUAAAACUAAUAAUAAUAAUAAUAAUAAUAAACAAAAUAGUCAAGAAUUGAUUGAACACUUGAACCAAUUGAAUUAUCGAAUAAAUAAAUUAGAAAAUGAAAAUUUCGCCUUACAAAAUUGUCUAUUGAAUCAAUCUGCUUCAAGUCAACAGUUACAUCCACCGUCAACAUCACCAUUGUUGCAUCAUAAACAAUCCUUUCCAGUAAAUUUAACACGUAAGCAUAGUUUACCAGUUAAACCGUUGAGUAGCUAUCAGCAUAUUCAAGGAGAUCAAACAUCACCGCCUACCACAUCACCAAGUAUAGUGAUCAGUGAAAAUUCAGUCGGUGAGUAUAGAAAUUUGAAAGAGAUCAGAGUUAAAAAAUCUCAGUCUAAUAUGCCUAAAAGACAAGAAAACGGUGAAGAUGUGAAUGGAGACAAUUUACCCGGGAAACAAAAUACAGGAGAUGACAAUUCACCCGUAUUUACUUUGGAUUAACUUAGACUUUUGAAUUUUUGUAAAAAUGUAUUACAUAAAGCACUCAUACAUUGCAAGAGGAAGUGUAAUCAACUCCUUGAAGUCUAACCUCCAUAUAUUUUGUUCUUGUACAAUAUGGAAAUCAAUAUGAGUGUAUACUGAAAGCCAUGGGAGUACAGGAAACACUGACCAAUUCACAUUUCCCUUAUUCUCCUUUUAUUCAACCAAACACUGACAUGCUAGAAGGGGGUUUCAAACAGUGUAUGUAUGACUAAUGUUUACCACGCAUGUAUCACUGCAAUGAAUAACCUGUCU
This is a messenger RNA of Trichobilharzia szidati, 4281 nucleotides long. Lineage: Eukaryota; Metazoa; Platyhelminthes; Trematoda; Strigeidida; Schistosomatidae. The record is from the annotation of a GenBank genome assembly.